UUUCUCUCAACCCAUUACCUUCCCCUUCCUCUCUCUUCACUCUCCCAUACGCACAACCCCCCACCUCUCUUCAUACAUUUUCUUCAAUUUCAACAAUCUUCAAAAUUCCUUCAACCCAACUUCAAAUAUGGAUACCUACCAGUGCUUCUACUCCUCCACCGAGGAGCCGUUCGCAGCGAGAAGUAAGGACUGCCGUGAACAGUGUGAUGUCACAUAGAAUAGAAAGGGGUCUUCAACCCGAUUUUAUGCCGAUCUCCUUCUCCUUUCUCUUCCGGUUAGAACAUCGUGGAUUGGCUUUAUAAUAAGUAGUACUAUCCUUCAUCGGCAAAAUUAUGGAUAUUAGGGUUCCUUUGAGCUUUUAUAUUCUUGUUGGUGGUUGUGCUAGGGUGAUUUGGAAUCCUAUCUCACAUGAUCUUCCUUUGCCUGUUUGGACAAGAAAUGUUAUAAAUCCAAUGAUGACUGCAAUUUCAAUUUUGAAUGUCAAGGAGUUUAAAGGAGAAGUUAACUAAAACACAAAAUCCAGUCAAGAGUUUGAAUCUUCCUAGCCUGAAGAAACGUGUUAACUAUAAAGAUCAUUGUUUUUGCACCGACUUGAAAUUCCCAGUUAGAGAUUAACUUUCUCAUAGUUGUGGUGGUUCAAAUAAGGAACAAUGGGUAUCAUAGAAAGGUUUAAGGAAAUUGAAGCUGAGUUGCAAUCCUCAACUUGGGACCACAAACUUAAAGUGUGUUUAAUAUCUUACAAUGUAUGCCUCGGCUAUGUAACUUUUUUCUUUUGCAGGGAGAAUUAAGAACCACAUGGUUGUGCUUUGGAAGCUUGGAUGGAUCAUCCGCAAGACAAAUGUGUUGAUAACACAUGCAUUACUUUCAAACUUUGAUGAAAAAACUUUGAUCUACGAACUAAAGAAAAAGUUAGACUAGAUGAAUAUACUUUAUUGUAUCAAACUUUGACCUUUUUGUAAUUAUAAGUUAUAAUUAGAUGCAUUUCUUGAUUUUAGUUUU
Molecule: messenger RNA, 999 nt
Organism: Cuscuta epithymum
Lineage: Eukaryota; Viridiplantae; Streptophyta; Magnoliopsida; Solanales; Convolvulaceae
Source: the annotation of a GenBank genome assembly